Molecule: messenger RNA, 390 nt
Organism: Dibothriocephalus latus
Lineage: Eukaryota; Metazoa; Platyhelminthes; Cestoda; Diphyllobothriidea; Diphyllobothriidae
Source: the annotation of a GenBank genome assembly
AUGAUUUCUGCGAUCAUCGCGGUGUCCACCACUGCUUGGCAAGGCGGAAGUCUCUUCCAGUCGACAAACCUACACUGGGAGGAUGCCUGUUCAGCCAUUGGAGGCCUUAUUGUCUUCGGUGCAAUCGGAUACUUCAUAGCUUUCUUAACUGGACUCUACUGGGCUAAAUUUCCAGAGCUGGAGGGAUACCUGCUCCUCACUUUCUACAUUGGCCUUUACGUGGGAACCCUGUCAGUGUUUAUCGCUACUUUGAUUUUCACAACUGUCAUCAACCGGACCUGGUCAGCACUGUUGUCAGUUAUUGGUUGCACCCUGGGUGGUAUUGCGAUAUGGUUGGAGCUGCCAACACUCCUGUGGUUCAAAGAAUGCUGUAUUCGGCCGAAGGACUAG